CCUUGUGAUCGGUUGCAAACCCGUCACAUCUCUUGCCACAGGCUCCUCCUUCAAACCCUCAACGGCAAGGAAUUAACCAUCAUCCAUUUUCUCACCAAUUGACCCGGCUACUCUUAUACCGCCUCGAUUGACUUUGUGAGGUUGCCAUCCCGAGCCGCAAUCAUGAACGGCGAAGCCUACUCUCGAGAUGGGCGACGAGGUGGAGGUAGGGAGUUCCAGAGAGGCGAACGGGACGAGCGACGCGACAGAGAUAGACCCCGAGACCGCAGACGGUCUCGCUCACCAUAUGAUCGGAGCUCACGGCGCCGCGAUGAUGAAGAUAGCUAUGCUGCAAGCCGCAGUCACAGAGAGCGGGAGCGCGAAGACAGAUACUCCGGUCGGGAUAGACGUGCCGAGAGAGAGUGGGAUCGCGAUCGUGGCUCCUCCCGCAGGGAUGCCAGGAGGGACGACGAUGACCGUUAUGCCCGUCGCGCUGAUCGAGAUCCCUACGAUGAUCGCCGUCGUGGAGGGCGUGAUAGACACGAAGAGCCCCACAGCAGAAGGGAGCGCCAACGCACUGCCACACCGCCCCCCAAGAAACGCGAGCCGACUCCGGACCUCACCAACGUGGUUCCCAUCCUAGAGCGGAAGCGGCGUCUUACCCAGUGGGACAUCAAACCUCCCGGUUACGAGAACGUCACUGCCGAACAAGCCAAGCUCUCCGGCAUGUUCCCCCUGCCGGGCGCUCCCCGUCAGCAACCCGUGGAUCCUACCAAGCUCCAGGUUUUCAUGAACCAGCCCGGAACUCCGACCAACAGCGGCGCGCUGAAGCCGACCAAUUCACGCCAGGCCAAGCGUCUUAUUGUCAACAAUCUGCCCCCUUCCGCGACGGAAGAAAGUGUCAUGGGCUUCUUCAAUCUUCAGCUCAACGGAUUGAAUGUUAUUGAGAGCACCGACCCUUGCGUCCAGUGCCACCUAUCGAACGACAAGUCCUUUGCCGUCAUCGAGUUUCGUAAUCCAUCCGAGACCACGGUCGCUUUGGCAAUGGAUGGUAUAUCCAUGGAGCCAGAUGAUGCGCCCAGCAACGGUCCCGCUGCUGCCCGCGGCCUUCAUAUCAGCCGUCCUAAAGAUUACAUUGUUCCCGCGGUGGUUGAGCAGACGCCAUACGAGCCAGGCGUCGUGUCGAACGUCGUGCCCGACACACCGAACAAGCUCAGCAUUUCUAAUAUGCCCCACUACCUGAACGAGGAACAAGUGACGGAACUGCUAGUCUCGUUCGGAGAGCUUAAAUCGUUCGUGCUUGUGCGGGACAGGGGAACAGAAGAGUCACGGGGCAUCGCUUUCUGCGAAUACGUCGAUCCCGCAGCGACAGACGUUGCAUUACAAGGGCUCAACAAUAUGGACCUCGGAGACAAGAAGCUCAAGGUUCAAAAGGCCAGCAUUGGCGUGACUCAAGUUGCGGGAGUCGAAAUGGGUGUCGCCGCCAUGUCGAUGCUCGCCGGGACGACAUCAACCGAUUCCGACAUUAGCCGAGUGCUACAGCUCCUCAACAUGGUGACACCUGAUGAGCUUUUGGACAAUGAUGAUUAUGAAGAAAUCAUGGAGGAUGUCAGAGACGAAUGCUCUAAAUAUGGCAACAUUCUCGAAGUUAAGAUCCCUCGUGCGACAAGCGGAAGCAGGCAGUCCGCGGGCGUCGGUAAAAUCUACGUCAAAUACGAGACAAAAGAGUCGACCCAGGCAGCCCUCAAAGCUCUGGCAGGCAGGAAGUUUGCAGAUAGGACGGUCGUCACAACAUACUUUCCCGAGGAAAAUUUCGACGUCAAUGCUUGGUAGAUUGACGAACCAGUUGAAUGGCUCUACAUAUUCGGCAAGCGAAUCCAUCUGCUGUCACGCUGGUAUCAAAAAUUGGUUAGGUGGCUUGGUCGAUGGGAGGGAGUCCCCGAGGACGCCUGUCAUUCUUUGGCCUUUGGCGGUCGGUCGUGUAUUCAUGUAUCACUAUCCGUCACAGAUGAAGAUGAAAAUUUUAAACAACAUAUACGGUGUAUAUUGGUACUGUCAUCACACUCGCCCUUAGGCCCAUAUCAAUGGUGUUGUUGGCUGGACCCAAGGACGCAAGGGGUAAACAUGCGCACAUAGACAGGCAAGUAGCAGAAUGUCUAAAAAGAAUUUGAUUUCGGAGUG
This is a messenger RNA of Sodiomyces alkalinus F11, 2160 nucleotides long. RefSeq lists its product as hypothetical. Gene Ontology annotation, molecular function: poly-pyrimidine tract binding; pre-mRNA 3'-splice site binding. Gene Ontology annotation, cellular component: U2AF complex; U2-type prespliceosome; commitment complex. Gene Ontology annotation, biological process: mRNA processing. Lineage: Eukaryota; Fungi; Ascomycota; Sordariomycetes; Glomerellales; Plectosphaerellaceae. The coding region runs from base 163 to 1812 and encodes 549 amino acids. The transcript has 6 exons. The record is from RefSeq and is a predicted model, not a curated record.